AAGCCGUUAAGUCGCAACUAGCAGCGCAAGCAAUGCGACUGGUAGGUAGUCCCGCUGCAGCAUCGUCGUUUAUCCUUUUUUAUAAUUGAAAAUAAGGAUAUGUAUAAGCUCGCUUCGUGAUCUACAAUUGAAUCUGUUGCAGAAUGUACAUGUUCAGUUUUUGAUGAUGGUUACAGUUGAUUGUCGUUUAAUUGUGGCUUAUGUAUAUUUUGCACUGUUUUGGAGAUGAAGGAAAAGAAGAAUACUGCGUCUACUCUCAAGCGCAUUUUAGUGAAUUGUGCAUCUCAGGGAAAAGCAUACGGGAGCUGUGUUGCAGCAAAGGUUCCAGACAUUGAACGUGAUAUGUGUGUGAAGGAAUUUCUGGUGCUAAAAAGUUGUAUGCAGAAUAUGCUCAAAAAGGUUUAAGUGAACACUCACUUGUUUCCUUGUUCUGGGGGCUGCUGAAAAAGUAAGCUAGAAAGGUUGAUGUUUAUGAAUAGAAGUUUCCAAUCAAAAGUCUUAAGAGGAAGGUGCUACAACUUUUUGCUGGCAAAGUUGUUAUUUCCAUUUGCCACUCAUAGUGUAAACGGGACUUAACAUGUCUGGAAAAGCAUCAACUUCAAAGCCUAGUAUAGGUCUGGGUGGAUCUGAUGGUCUUUCUCAUGCUUACAUUCAGUAUCCACCACUUCGGUGCAAUGUUCCUGGAUCAAGUGGAUUAUUUUAUGAUGAUGGAAAUAAGUUGCUACUCUCUCCAACAGCUGACCAGGUCUUCUCAUGGAAAGUUGGUCCCUUUGAUCCUCUCAUUGAUCCAGACACUGAUUCAAUAAGUGAAGGCCCUAUUAUAGCUAUUCGGUAUUCUUUAGACACAAAAGUUAUUGCAAUCCAACGAUCAAACCAUGAGGUACAGUUUUGGGAUAGAGAGACUGGGGGGACUUUUAUCCAUAAGUGCAGGCCAGAAUCAGAAACUAUACUUGGAUUUUUUUGGACAGAUUGUCAACAGUGUGAUUUUGUUCUUGUUAAGACCAGUGGUCUAGACUUGUUGGCAUAUAAUUCAGAGUCAAAAUCACUGCAACUGAUGCAAACGAAGAAACUGAAUGUGAGUUGGUUUGUUUACACCCAUGAAAGUCGCUUGGUUCUUCUUGCUUCUGGCAUGCAGUGCAAGACAUUCCAUGGAUUUCAGAUUUCAUCUGCAGAUAUUGUUCGCUUGCCAAGGUUUGAGAUGGUUAUGGCCAAAUCUGAGGCAAAUAGUAAGCCUGUUUUAGCAGCUGAAGACGUCUUUAUUGUCACUGUUUAUGGUAGGAUAUACUGCUUGCAAGUUGAUAGAGUUGCUAUGCUGCUCCAUUCUUAUAGGCUUUAUCGUGAUGCAGUGAUACAGCAGGGUUCUUUACCAAUUUAUUCCAACAGGAUUGCUGUGAGUGUGGUCGACAAUGUACUUCUUAUUCAUCAAGUUGAAGCAAAGGUUGUUAUACUUUAUGAUCUCUUUGUAGAUUCUCGAGCACCAAUAUCUGCACCACUUCCUUUAUUAUUAAGGGGUUUCCCCAGAUCCAGUACUUUAUCUCAAUCUAGUGGUAAAGAAAGUGAGAGUUCAGGUGGUAAUGUUUUGAGUAAUCAUGAAGCAGUUACAUAUGCCAAUACAUGGACUUUCCUAGUGCCUGACCUUGUAUGUGAUGUGGCCAAUAAGUUAUUGUGGAAGUUCAAUUUAGAUUUGGAGGCAAUUUCUGCUAGUAGCUCAGAGGUCCCAUCAGUAUUAGAGUUCCUGCAGCGGCGGAAGUUGGAAGCUAACAAGGCUAAACAAUUGUGCUUGGGUAUAACACGUACACUUAUUCUAGAGCAUAGGCCUGUGCCUGUGGUUGCCAAGGCUGUAAAUGUACUAGUCACCUCGUACUCUCAUUCAAUUAAAACUGGUAGCUAUCUUAAGGGACUGAAACCAGAGAAGACAUCAACUUCUGUUGUACAAAAUACUGGUGCUGAUGUAUCUGCUAUCGAAACAGAUGUAAUUGGAAAAUCGAUCUUACAUGAAUCUACUGAAAGAGUAGACAGUGGAUCUUAUAAUAAAGCUUCUACUGUUUCAAGUAUUGAUUCUGAGGAUGAGUCCCAGACUGCAAAUUUAAAACUAAAUUUGAAGGAAGCCCAAGUUGAGGGUAAAGUGAACAAUGAAAUCUCUCUGGGCACUGGAGCUCAUGGUGCGUAUGUUAUGCAGUCAUCUUUGCAAUCUGGGCAAGAGGAAUCCCAACUUGCUUCUGCAGCAAUUUCACCAGAUGAGAUUUACAGCUUUGUCUUUUCUCCUGUCGAUGAAGAGAUGGUUGGAGACCCUUCUUACUUGGUUGCUAUCAUUAUUGAGUUCCUUCACAGUGCAAAUUCAGAAAAGAUUCGUGUACUCCCAAAUGUAUAUGUAUUAAUAAUUCAACUUCUGGCCCGCAACGAACGUUAUGCAGAACUCGGGUUGUUUGUCUUAAACAAGAUUCUGGAGCCCUCUAAGGAAGUUGCACUGCAACUCCUAGAGUCUGGUCGUCAGGAUGCUCAAACUAGGAAGCUUGGUCUGGAUAUGUUAAGACAGCUGGGUUUGCAUCAUGAUUAUGUUUUACUGCUCGUACAGGAUGGAUACUACCUUGAAGCCUUACGAUAUGCACGGAAAUACAAGAAUUACUUUCAGGUGGAUACCAUCCGGUCAUCAUUGUUCUUGGAAGCAGCAUUUGUGUCCAAUGACUCCCAACAUCUUGCUGCGGUUUUAAGAUUCUUUACAGAUUUCCUUCCUGGCUUCAAAAACACCUCAGAGCAUAAUAGAUACUGCCGCAUACUGAAUGAAAUGAACUCAUCCAUGACUGUUUGAGAAGACAAAAAAAAAAAAAAAAAAAGGAAAAUUGA
Messenger RNA from Cajanus cajan (pigeon pea), 2844 nucleotides. Its product is annotated as C18orf8. Lineage: Eukaryota; Viridiplantae; Streptophyta; Magnoliopsida; Fabales; Fabaceae. The record is from RefSeq and is a predicted model, not a curated record. Gene Ontology annotation, biological process: regulation of autophagy. Gene Ontology annotation, molecular function: protein binding. Gene Ontology annotation, cellular component: Mon1-Ccz1 complex; late endosome membrane; lysosomal membrane.